This is a messenger RNA of Sabethes cyaneus, 1292 nucleotides long. RefSeq names its product protein SHQ1 homolog. NCBI's taxonomy places the organism in Eukaryota, Metazoa, Arthropoda, Insecta, Diptera, Culicidae. The record is from RefSeq and is a predicted model, not a curated record. Bases 36 to 1292 code for a protein of 418 amino acids. Gene Ontology annotation, biological process: box H/ACA snoRNP assembly. Gene Ontology annotation, cellular component: nucleoplasm; cytoplasm. The transcript has 4 exons.
CACGAAUUGCAAAGUGUAAUGUGAUUAAAUGAAAAAUGUGCGAUAAAUUGACCUAUUCGCUUCAGUAUACGGAGGCAAAAGCAAUUCUUGUUAUUACUGCACCGGAUUUGGAUGUGGAACAUGAAGAUAUCCUUUCCCUGGAGGUGUUUGAUCAGGAGCUUGUAUUCACCGCACCGCCUCACUAUCAAAGAAUACCUUCCAAAAAUACUCUAGUACCCGGAGAAGUUUUUCCAACAAACAUAGAUUAUGAAAAAAGUGCGAUCACUUACCACAUACCACUAAGUGUUGAAAAAGACUUAAAUGAACCGCCACAAAAGGGUUUCAAUUAUGGAUUCGGUGAUUUUUAUGAUUCCGUGCUAAAUAUUCAAACUACUCAGGACUUCAAGACUUUGUCAAACCCGGAACAAUUCUCCAACGAUGAGAGAAGGGCUAAGCGACUUGCAGACGAGCAGAAGGAUUUUAACGAAGAACACUACGGAAUGGACUGCGUCCAAUAUAUGAUAGAUGGUUUUGGGAUACGACCAGACGGUGUACCGUUAGACAUACAACUUACUGACGAGCAGAGGUACCAGAUAGAAUUGAUUAUGGAUAGGAAAAAAUGCGACUUGAAUCGGUAUACAUGGCAGCACCCAGAUUUAACCGUUCUGGCUGGUUUGGUGGAUAUUCUAUUGGCAACGUUGUAUGAUAAAUUGGUCAACUCUAACGAGUUGAACGAGGCCAUAUCUCACUUCAACAUUCAUCGAUUAUCGGCUACGCUGUCGUACUUUGAAAAACAUGAUUCCAUCCAUCAGGUUUUAAUUGCAUUUUAUCGGCGAUGCUGUAUCUAUCCAUUGUACAGAAGUAAAAACUUGGCACUGAUGUGUACAAGAAUACUGAUCGAUGCUUUGAAAUCAAAUGAUUUUGUCGAUUGGAUUCUGGAGAAAUUGCUGCAUUGUUAUGAAGCUUUCAAAAGAAAUGAGUGUACUAUAUUAAAUCAUUACUAUAUAAAAGAUUUUGUAAGAUUUGUUCAAUCGACGCUAUCGAGAGAUCGGAUUCAAGACCUUGGAAAGGAAAUUGCCGAGUUUUCGCCAUCGGUUUUUACCGGAUCGCUAGGGCUUGGAGAAGCAUCUAUUGCUCUCAAGAUGAUCAAAUCGAUUAUGGAUAAUGAUGAUGAUACGACUGAUUCUGAUGAUACGGACGGCUCCAGUACAGACGAUGGUACCGAAACAGAUACCAGUACUGACGAUGAAGGUGUUUCAGAUUCUGUAGAAAGUGUACUAGAUAAGUUGAAAAAUAUAAAUUUACAGAUUUGA